This is a messenger RNA of Nothoprocta perdicaria, 771 nucleotides long. It is a transcript of the gene TMEM174, whose product is annotated as transmembrane protein 174. NCBI's taxonomy places the organism in Eukaryota, Metazoa, Chordata, Aves, Tinamiformes, Tinamidae. The transcript is spliced from 2 exons. Bases 28 to 771 code for a protein of 247 amino acids. The record is from RefSeq and is a predicted model, not a curated record.
GAGGCUGAAGAUAGGUUACACUUAGGAAUGGAGCAGAACAACAGCAACAUAGAAGAUUUCUCCCUUAAUGUAUUUUCUGUCACUCCUUAUCAGCCUAACAGAUCUGAUGUCAUGGUGUCAGAUGGUGAUAAAGCUGGUGCCACUUUGCUCUUUUCAGGUGUGUUUUUGGGGCUGGUGGGAAUCACAUUCACUGUGAUGGGAUGGAUAAAAUACGACGGCAUUACUCACCUGGAAUGGACUCAGUUACUGGGGCCUAUUCUGCUCUCUGUCGGCGUGACUUUUAUUCUGAUUGCUGUUUGCAAAUUCAACAUGCUUACAUGCAAAUCCUGUAAAGAGAGAGAUGAGAACACAUCAGAAGUCGACCAGACGGCAAGUGGACAGUCCUUUGUUUUCACAGGAAUUAACCAGCCUAUAACUUUCCACGGUGCUACAGUGGUACAGUACAUCCCUCCACCAUACCCAGUGCAGGAAGGCGUUGCUGUGAACCCCCCCUACCUGCACCCCAUGCUCAGCUGCUGCAGUGCUGGUUCCUCUGGUGCCUCACCAGUUCCUAGCCCAGACUCUCCUCAGUUCUGCCCUGCCUACCCUCUUGAUAACCCAGCUUUUACACAGGAUGAGAACUACUCCCCUUAUCUCACAGACGACACGCGGACUCAGAGGUCAGAAGACAGUUUUGAUGAGCCAGAAGAAUUUCUUGAAGACUAUGCCUGCAAUGACCUGUCACCCCCCCGUUACGAGGAAAUCUACCCACUGUCUUCAAGGAGAGUAUAA